Molecule: messenger RNA, 8130 nt
Organism: Chelonoidis abingdonii (Abingdon island giant tortoise)
Lineage: Eukaryota; Metazoa; Chordata; Testudines; Testudinidae
Source: RefSeq, a predicted model, not a curated record
AUGCAAAACCAUGUCCAACAUGUCAGCGCAGAUUGCAAGCUGUUUAUCACUGGUUACCAUGCCUCCACUACGGUUACUGUGACGGUGAACAAGGGUACGUUCCGGAGAGUGAUGCCUGUUGGAGAAGGACAGACGGUGACCGUGCAGAUUCCAGCCUCUGUAGAGAUGUUUGGGAGCCAAAUAUUUGAUAGCACCAUCCUGAUUCAGGCUGACAAAGACAUCUCUGUCCUGUCUGCUAACUCAAAGCCCAAAACCAUCGAUACCACUGUAGUGUACCCCACUGAGAAGCUGGGUACUGCAUAUUAUGUUGUAACUCCCCCUGGCAAACAUGGAGGCACCUACAAAGAGUUUGCUGUCAUAGCAGGGAAGGCUCCCACUACAGUUAAUAUUUAUUUGAAAGGGGCUGUCAUGUUCAAACAGUGGAUCUAUGGUGCUGGGAGGAAACUCACUGUUACCCUCGCUCCCUACCAAGCCUUGCAACUGCAAAGCUCUGCAGAUUUAUCUGGCACCAAGAUUGAGUCUCAGGAACAUGUGGCCGUCUUGACUGGGCACAGCUGUGCUGCCCAAAACACUGCUUGUGAUCAUGCUUUCGAGCAGCUCCUGCCCGUCUCCAGUUGGGGCAGCACAUACAUCGUCCCUCCUCUGUCCUUCCAGAACAAGUAUGACAUUGCAUACAUCGUCGCCUCCCAAAACACUCGCAUUGACUAUCAGUCAGGGCCCAUACGAGCUUCCCGUAACAUAUUGGCUGGGCAGGUUGUUGAAUUUGAAGUCCGAGUCUCUCACCCACUUUACAUCUCUGCUAACGCCGGCAUCCAGGUUCUUCUUUUCUUCACUGGUGCUAAAAAUGGGAAAACCACGUAUGACCCGUUUCUCAUCAACAUCCCACCCGUCACAAACUACUGCCAAUCCUACCACAUUGAUGGAGUGAAAGAUUUUGAGAACCAUGUGCUGAUCGUGGUCAAGAGCUCAGAGUCCGGCAGGAUCAUCUCUGAUCAGAAAGCCAUAGGAAAUGUCCAGUGGAGGCAGAUCCCCGGCACAGAGUAUUCUUGGGGAGAGUACAGCUUCGGCACAGGGAUUAGUAACCCCAUCCUGUCCUGCAGCACUGUUCAAUGCAGGAAGAAAGAGACGUGUCAGAUUGUAGAUGGCCGCCCGGAGUGUGUGGCUGAGUCAGAAUCCACCUGCUGGGCUCAGGGAGACCCACAUUAUCACACCUUCGAUGGGCGGAAUUUCGACUUCAUGGGCACCUGCACCUACACCAUCGCCAAGACCUGUGGCUCAGACUCAACUCUCCCGUCAUUCAGUGUCAAGGCCAAGAACGACAACAGGGGCAACACGCGUGUUUCCUAUGUUGGUUAUGUGACGGUUGAAGUCUAUAAUGUCACUGUCUCAGUGGUCAGAUAUGAGACUGGGUUUGUGAGGGUGAACGCCCAGCGCUCCCGCCUUCCCAUCUCCCUGCUCGAGGGGAAGCUGAAGGUGUAUCAGAGUGGAGGUUCUGUGGUCAUUGAGACUGACUUCUCCCUGAGGGUCUCCUAUGACUGGAACAGCUACCUGGUGGUGAAGAUCUCCAGCAGCUUCUCGGAGAGCAUGUGCGGCCUGUGUGGCAACUACAAUGGGGAACCUGGGGAUGACUUUGCCACCCCCACGGGGGCACUGGCUGCUAGCCCCGUGGAGUUUGGGAAGAGCUGGAAGGUGGAGGACGGGGACAGGUUCUGCUGGGACGACUGCCAUGGGGAGUGCAAGAGCUGCUCCCCAGAGCUGGUUGGCAGGUACAAAGCUGAGCCCUUCUGCGGCUGGAUCACCAAAGAAGCGAGUGGCCCCUUCAGCCAGUGCCACUCCGUGAUUGAUCCCAAAAUCUACCUGGACAACUGCGUCUAUGACUUGUGCAUGAACGACGGCCUCAAGGAGAUGCUGUGCCAGGCACUGACGAGCUACGCUGAUGCCUGCCGGAGAGAGGGGGUGGCCAUCUCCGACUGGAGGACACCCACAGGGUGCUCUCUGCCCUGCCAGGAGAAUAGCCAGUAUAAGGCUUGCGGCUCUGCAUGUCCUGCCACCUGCAAUGACCAAGCAGCCCCUAACAACUGCUCCUCACCCUGCGUGGAGACCUGCCAGUGCAAUGAGGGCUUCGUGUUGGACGCUGGGAAAUGCAUCCCCAAGGCUGGAUGUGGGUGCAAGUUCCAGGGGCGUCUGUAUGAUCUUGGAGAGCAAUUCUGGGGGGACAACACCUGCACCAGACGGUGCCUCUGUGACCCCCAAACCAGGCAAGUGAGCUGCCAGGCCACAGGAUGCAGGACUGGGAAGCAGUGCCGGGUAGAGAAUGGCAUCCAGAACUGCUACCCCAGCAGCUACGGAACCUGCUCGGCUUCGGGGGAUCCUCACUACAUCAGCUUUGACGGGAAGAAGUUUGACUUCCAGGGCACCUGCCUGUAUCAGUUCGCCGGGCUGUGCAUCAAAAGCCAGGACCUGGUGGAUUUCCAGGUCCUAGUUCAGAAUGACCAUCGGGGCAGCCAAGUCGUAUCCUUCACCAAAGUUGUGCAGGUCAAAGUCUAUGAGGUUGACAUUGUGAUCAGCAGGGAAAACCCCGGCAGAGUCGUGGUGAACAGCAUGCUUAUCAACCUACCAUAUAGCACCAACAACAGCAAGAUCUCCAUAUACCGGAGGGGGCAGGAAGCAGUGGUCCAGACUGACUUCGGUCUCACCGUCGCCUUUGACUGGCAGAGCCGGAUCACUGUCACUGCUCCAAGCACCUAUGCUGGAGCCGUGUGCGGUCUCUGUGGGAACUUCAACGGGGACAAGAGUGAUGAGUUGACCACGAGGGGCGGCACAUUGGCCCCAAACCCAACGGUCUUUGGGCAGAGCUGGAAGGUGAAGGAUAUCCCCGGCUGUGUGGAGGUUGCCAAGGACGAGUGCUCAGAUCUAGAGGCUGUUGAGAGACGCCAAAGAGGAAUGAAUGGGGAGUGUGGGAUCCUCCUAGACAAGAGCGGCCCCUUCCGAGAGUGUCACAGCAAAGUCGACCCCGAGGGCUACUUCCAAGACUGCGUGUACGACUAUUGCUUCUUCAAAGGCCAACAAGCUGUGAUAUGCCAGCUUAUCACCAGCUAUGCCACAGCCUGCCAUGCUGCUGGGGUGACUAUCUAUGCCUGGAGGACCAACUCCUUCUGCAGUCUCUCCUGUGCCCAAAACAGCCAUUACGAGGUCUGUGCCCGGGGCUGCCAGUCGACCUGCAGCAGCCUCUACGCCCCAGUUCAGUGCUCGGCCCAGUGCUGGGAUGGCUGCGUGUGUGAUGAGGGCUUUGUGCUCAGCGGUGAUGAGUGCGUCCCUAUAUCCCAAUGUGGAUGUGGCUACCUGGGAUUUUAUUAUAAGGCUGGGGAGACCUUCCACCCAACGUGCCAGGAGCAGUGUGUGUGUCAGGCCAGCGGAGACGUGGUGUGUAAGGUGUUGUCCUGCCACCCUAAUGAGGAGUGCAAGUUGGUGAAUGGCAUCCGGAAAUGCCAGCCUGUCGGAUCUGCAACAUGUUCUGCUGCCGGGGACCCCCACUACCUCUCCUUUGAUGGAGUCGCCUUCGAUUUCCAAGGCACCUGCACCUACAUCCUGGCCAAGAGCUGCACCAACACUGGGAACCUGACGUCCUUUGCCGUGAAGGUGGAGAAUGUGCCCUGGGGCAAUGGGAAGGUGUCUGUCACUAAGCUGGUAUCUGUGGAGGUCUAUGGGCUCACGCUCACCCUGUUGCAGAACAAGAAGGGGCUUGUCAUGGUAAAUGGGGUGUCCCACAACCUCCCUGUGGUCGUGGCUGAUGGGCAGCUCCAAGCAUAUCAGCACGGUGGGAACGUGCUCGUGCAAACAGACUUUGGCCUCACCGUGAGCUACGACCUAGUUUACCAUGCCAGAGUCACCAUCCCAGGGAACUACCAGGGCCAGACGUGCGGCCUGUGCGGGAACUACAACGGGCGUCGGGACGAUGAGUUCCUGCUCCCCGAUGGCAGGGCGGCCCCUAACAUGGCAGCAUUCGGUUCUGCCUGGAAAGUCCCGAUCCCGGGGGUGGCUUGUGAGGACGGAUGCACCGGGGACAACUGCCCGGUCUGUGAAGAGAGGAAGAAGGACAUCUUCAAACAGCGCAACUACUGCGGGCUGCUCACGGCCCCCGAUGGCCCCUUCGCCGCCUGCCACAGCACAGUCAGCCCCACUGUGUAUUUCAACAACUGCCUGUAUGAUCUGUGCCUGGGCAACGGAGAGUCCCAGGUCCUGUGCCAGAGCAUCUACAGCUACGUCACAGCCUGCCAAGAGGCCCGGGUCACCAUCCAGCCCUGGAGGAACGCCUCCUUCUGCCCUCCGCGCUGCCCGGCCAACAGUCACUACGAGCCGUGCGCCGACCUCUGCACCACCACCUGUGCCAGGAUCACCGACGCCAGGAAGUGCCCAGACACCUGCGCCGAAGGCUGCCAGUGCGACGAUGGCUUCCUCUUUGACGGCCAGGACUGCGUGGCUCUGCAGAGCUGUGGGUGCUUCAACAAGGGGCUAUAUUACAAGCCCAACAACAUGGUCCUGAAGAAGAAGUGCCAGCAAAGCUGCACCUGCAUUCCUGCCCAAGGGGUGAUCUGUGAAGCUCACAGCUGCGCCAGCGAUGAAACCUGUCAGAUCAGAGAUGGAGUCAUGCAAUGUAUCAACAAAGAUCCUUGCAAAGUUCUGAAGUGCCGGACCAAGGAGACAUGCAAGAUUGAGAACGGCCAUGCAACGUGUGUUCCCAGCUACACUGGAACCUGCUGGGGCUGGGGGGAUCCGCACUAUCACACCUUUGAUGGGCUGAACUUUGACUUCCAGGGCACCUGCACCUACACCAUUGCCAAGUACUGUGGGACUGACCCCACCCUGGUGCCCUUCACCAUCUAUGAGAAGAACGACAACAGGGGGGGUAAUCAGGCUGUCUCCUACGUGCGCCUGACCAACAUCUACGUCUACGGGUACAACAUCGCUGUUUACAAGAACGAAGUUGGGAAAAUCAGAAUCAAUGACAUGACCACCAGCUUGCCAGUGACCCUUGAAGAUGGUAAAAUCAAGCUCUACCAGAGCGGUUUCAAUGCUAUCCUGCAGACAGACUUUGGUCUGCAGGUAUCGUAUGACUGGAAUUGGCACCUGAUCAUCACCCUCCCCAGCAGCUAUUAUGGGGCCAUGGGCGGCCUAUGUGGGAACUUCAACCAAAACCAUGGAGAUGACAUGACGUCACCCAAUGGCACCAGAGUCUCCUCCAUUGUGGAAUGGGCCAAGGGCUGGAAAGUCAAAGACCGGGACCCUUUCUGCUGGGAUGUUUGCAAAGGGAAUUGCCCAACGUGCGAUGAGAGCAAGAAGGAGACCUAUGGGGGCAACGAAUAUUGUGGUUUGAUCAGCAAAGCACCAGGAGGGCCCUUCAGAGAGUGUCACCCCAAAGUGAGCCCGGAGAAUAUUUUUGAUAGCUGCAUCUACGACGUGUGUCUGAACGGGGGAGCCAAGAACAUCCUGUGCCAAGCGCUGGAGGCCUACGCAGCCAUCUGCAAGAAACAGGGCAUCACCGUCUAUGACUGGAGGACACCAUCCGGCUGUGUCCUGCCCUGUGUGGAGAACAGUCACUACGAGGCCUGUGGGAACGCCUGCCCAGCCAGUUGCUCUGACCGAACUGCUCCCUCCUCCUGCCGGGAGCCCUGCGUGGAGACCUGCCAGUGUGACAACGGUUAUGUCCUGAGUGCCGGCCAGUGUGUCCCCGUGGGGAGCUGUGGCUGUGACUACAAUGGCCGCUACUACAAACCCAGUGAGGAGUUCUGGGCCGAUGAGAACUGCCGCUCUCGGUGCAGGUGUGAUCCCAGCCUGGGCAUGGUGGUUUGCCAGGAGACCAGCUGCAAGGCCAGUGAGAGAUGUGCCGUGAUCAACGGGGUCCGUGACUGCUACCCAAUUAGCUACUCCACGUGCACGGCCUCCGGGGACCCUCACUACACCACCUUUGAUGGGAAAAAGUACGAUUUCAUGGGCACCUGCAUCUACCAGCUGGCUGGGGUCUGUUCCGAGGACCCCACGCUCACCCCGUUCAACAUCAAGGUGGAGAAUAACAACCGCGGCAGCAAGGCCGUGUCCUACACCAAAGCGGUGACCUUGGAGGUGUACGGCAGAAACCUCACUGUCAGCCAUCAAUAUCCCCGCAAGAUCAAGGUGGAUGGAGUCUUCACGAACCUGCCGUUCUACCAUGAGGAGAAGCUACAGGCCUAUGUCAGUGGAUCCUACAUCGUCAUCAAAACUGCCUUCGACCUGAGGGUGACCUUCGACGGGAGCAGCCUGGUCCGGGUCACUGUGCCCAACACCUACGCCAAUGCCCUCUGUGGACUGUGUGGUGACAACAACCAAACUGCCAGUGACGACCUGACCAUGAGGGACGGGAGACAGGCAGCCAAUGCCAUCCAGUUCGCAGAGAGCUGGAAGGUGGAGGAGGUCCCUGGAUGUUUGUCCAGUUGCACCAAGGACUGCCCAGUCUGCAGUGAGGCUCAGAGACAACCCUACAAGGGAGCUGGGUACUGUGGGGUCAUCACCAGAGGGGAUGGGCCAUUCAGAGAGUGCCAUGAGGUCAUCGACCCAGCCCCCUUCUUUGAUGACUGCGUCUUUGAUACCUGCCAGUACAAGGGUCACCGUGACGCUCUCUGCAGUGCGAUCAGUGCCUAUGUGACAGCCUGCCAGGCCAGAGGCAUCCAGACAGGGCAGUGGAGAUCGGCCUCAUUCUGCAGCCCCACCUGCCCUCGUAACUCCCACUACGAGCUCUGUGGGAGCGGCUGCCCUGCCACCUGCCACGGCCUCUCGGCGCCAAAUGGGUGCGACGCCCCCUGUGCUGAAGGGUGUUUCUGCGACGCCGGGUUCCUCCUGAGUGGAGACCGGUGCGUCCCUGUCGCGCAGUGCGGCUGUGUGCACCAGGGCAGGUACUACAGGAAGGGAGAGGAGUUCUACACCAGUGCCUCCUGCCAGGAACGGUGCCGGUGCCAAGACAACGGGGUUGUCGAGUGCCGGGAGGCCUCCUGCAGAGCCAACGAGCAGUGCAGAGUGAAGAAUGGAAUCCUAGGCUGCCACGCCGUGGGCUGCGGCAAAUGUGUAGCAUCUGGUGACCCUCAUUAUCUGACCUUUGACGGACGGGCCUUUGAUUUCCAAGGCAGUUGCACUUACAGCUUAGCCAGAGUCUGCAGCAGUGACGCUGGGCUGGCAAACUUCUCCGUGGUGGUAGAAAAUGAGAGCUACGGUAAUGGGCAAGUGUCAGUGGCACGGCUGGUGGUGGUCUCCGUUCAUGGUUACACCAUCACCAUGGAGAGGGGAAGGAAGUGGAAAGUCACGGUGGACGGGGAGCUCUACACUCUCCCGCUGGCUAUGAACGACGAGAAACUUCAGAUCAACCAGGAGGGGAACAACAUCAUUGUCCAGUCUGCCUCUGGCCUCAAAGUCCUUUACGACACCUCCUAUUAUGUCCUAGUCUCCAUCCCCAGCUCCUACAAGGGACACAUGUGCGGCUUGUGCGGCAACUUCAACGGUGACAAGAACGAUGACUUCCUGCUGCCCAGUGGGAAGAGCGCCCAGAACGCGGAUGAGUUUGGGGCCUCCUGGAAGGUGCCUGUUGAUAGUACCACGUGCACCGAUGGCUGUGGAGAAAGGUGCCCGGUUUGUGAUGAAGCUCAGACAAAGCCGUACCAGGUCGAUAGCUCCUGUGGGUUGAUCAAAGCGACAUCAGGUCCCUUUAAAUACUGUCACUCGCUGGUCAGCCCUACCGAGUAUUUCAACCAUUGUCUCUAUGACAUGUGUGCUGCCAAUGGAGCAAGAGAAAUCCUCUGCCAGAGUGUCCAGGCCUACACUGCCGCGUGCCAGGCAGCUGGAGCUACAGUCAGUGCCUGGAGAACAGCCUCUUUCUGCCCUUUCACCUGCCCGGCCAACAGCCACUACGAGCUGUGCACUAGAUCCUGCGAUUUCACAUGUGCCGGCUUGUUCUCCCCUGCCCAAUGCACUGCAAAAUGCUUUGAAGGCUGCCAGUGUGACGCUGGCUAUGCAUUCAAUGGGGAAACAUGCACGUCCAUGGAAGGAUGCGGCUGCGUGCGUGACGGACGCUACAUCAAGAGUGCAAAGCCCUCGGUGAGAAUUUGA